GGCCUAUACAUUGCACAUGCGCGAACUGUUACAUCUUCUCGCGAGAGGAAAAAGUGCCUCCUGGAUGCUGGAGUGGUCUCCGCAGGUUCUAGGGUAGUCACUCCCGUUCGUCCACCAUGGCGUCUGUGGGGACCCUCGCCUUCGAUGAGUAUGGGCGCCCUUUCCUCAUCAUCAAGGACCAAGACCGCAAGUCCCGGCUCAUGGGGCUCGAGGCUCUCAAGUCUCACAUAAUGGCUGCAAAAGCUGUUGCAAAUACCAUGAGAACAUCACUUGGACCAAAUGGACUUGACAAGAUGAUGGUGGAUAAGGAUGGCGAUGUGACUGUAACUAAUGAUGGGGCCACCAUUCUAAGCAUGAUGGAUGUGGAUCAUCAGAUUGCCAAGCUGAUGGUUGAACUGUCUAAAUCCCAGGAUGAUGAAAUUGGAGAUGGAACUACAGGAGUGGUUGUCCUAGCUGGUGCCUUGCUGGAAGAAGCUGAGCAGCUGCUGGACCGAGGCAUUCACCCCAUCAGAAUCGCCGAUGGCUAUGAGCAGGCUGCCCGAAUCGCUAUUGACCACCUGGACAAGAUCAGUGACAGUGUCCUUGUGGACAUAAACAACCCUGAACCCCUGAUUCAGACUGCAAAAACCACUUUGGGCUCCAAAGUGGUUAACAGCUGUCACCGACAAAUGGCGGAGAUUGCUGUCAAUGCUGUCCUCACAGUAGCAGACAUGGAGCGGAGAGAUGUUGACUUUGAGCUCAUCAAGGUGGAAGGCAAAGUGGGCGGGAGGCUGGAGGACACCAAACUUAUUAAGGGUGUGAUCGUCGAUAAGGACUUCAGUCACCCACAGAUGCCCAAAAGAGUGGAAAAUGCUAAGAUCGCAAUUCUUACAUGUCCUUUUGAGCCACCUAAACCCAAGACAAAGCACAAGCUGGAUGUGACCUCUGUAGAGGACUACAAAGCCCUGCAGAAGUACGAAAAGGAGAAGUUUGAGGAGAUGAUUCAGCAAAUUAAAGAAACUGGUGCUAACCUAGCUAUUUGCCAGUGGGGCUUUGAUGAUGAAGCCAAUCAUUUACUUCUUCAGAACUCCCUGCCUGCAGUCCGCUGGGUGGGAGGACCUGAGAUUGAGCUGAUCGCCAUUGCAACUGGAGGGCGGAUUGUCCCUCGGUUCUCCGAGCUCACAGCCGAGAAGCUAGGCUUUGCUGGUGUUGUGCAGGAGGUCUCUUUUGGCACAACAAAGGACAAAAUGCUGGUCAUCGAGCAGUGCAAGAACUCCAGAGCUGUAACCAUCUUCAUCAGAGGAGGAAAUAAGAUGAUCAUUGAAGAAGCAAAGCGUUCCCUUCACGAUGCCUUGUGUGUCAUCCGGAACCUCAUCCGAGAUAACCGUGUGGUAUAUGGAGGAGGAGCUGCUGAAAUAGCCUGUGCCUUGGCAGUUAGCCAAGAGGCAGAUAAGUGCCCAACUUUGGAGCAGUAUGCCAUGAGAGCUUUUGCAGAUGCCUUAGAGGUUAUCCCCAUGGCCCUUUCUGAAAACAGUGGCAUGAAUCCCAUCCAGACUAUGACUGAAGUCCGAGCCAAACAAGUGAAGGAGUCGAACCCUGCACUCGGGAUUGACUGUUUGCACAAGGGUACAAAUGAUAUGCAGCGACAACAUGUCAUAGAAACCUUGAUUGGGAAGAAGCAGCAGAUCUCUCUUGCCACACAGAUGGUCAGGAUGAUUUUGAAGAUUGAUGACAUCCGUAAACCUGGGGAGUCUGAAGAAUAGAAAAAAAGUAGAAUCAAACGCCGUCAUCACUGCUGUGAUUAAAUAAAGGGAAUCUCGUGCUGCAUGUACAGUUACUUACUACGUGCUUUCUCAGCCACCGUACAUGCUGGAAUAAAGCAACUGUUGGGUAACUGGUUCCACUUGUUUAGAGCACUGUAAUUUGAGGAAUGUCAUCUCACAAGCUUUUGUUUUCAUUAAAGAGGUCUCUUUAAACAGUCUUUAUCUUCAGGUUUAAAAAACAUUCUAACAUUAAAUGCUGCUGUAACUGA
Molecule: messenger RNA, 2011 nt
Organism: Nannospalax galili (Upper Galilee mountains blind mole rat)
Lineage: Eukaryota; Metazoa; Chordata; Mammalia; Rodentia; Spalacidae
Gene: Cct5
Product: chaperonin containing TCP1 subunit 5
Exons: 11
Coding region: 117-1742 (541 amino acids)
Biological process (GO): protein folding
Cellular component (GO): chaperonin-containing T-complex
Molecular function (GO): ATP hydrolysis activity; ATP-dependent protein folding chaperone; ATP binding
Source: RefSeq, a predicted model, not a curated record